This is a messenger RNA of Dissoconium aciculare CBS 342.82, 1773 nucleotides long. RefSeq names its product S-adenosyl-L-methionine-dependent methyltransferase. Gene Ontology annotation, molecular function: methyltransferase activity. The coding region runs from base 1 to 1773 and encodes 590 amino acids. Gene Ontology annotation, biological process: rRNA base methylation. The transcript has 2 exons. The record is from RefSeq and is a predicted model, not a curated record. Gene Ontology annotation, cellular component: nucleolus. Lineage: Eukaryota; Fungi; Ascomycota; Dothideomycetes; Mycosphaerellales; Dissoconiaceae.
AUGUCCUUGUAUUACGAGGCAGCCGAAGUUCUAACGAGCGUGAAGGGAAAUAAUGGAUCCCUCAAGUCUGUCGUGUUUGGGAAGAAGACGUGGAAGAGCGAUGCAAAGACCCUUUUCGCUCUGGCUGCAGAAGCCGCAAAAUGGAGCAGCGUUCUGUCGGAAGUCGUCGAAAAUAGCGGAAUUAUGAAGUUGGAGAAAAAUCUUUCGCCAACUCUCACACUGCUACUUGUUCACGAUCUUCUACUCGCAAAGAGAGGCAUUGCAUUGCCCGGAAAGCAUGGACUUUACGUUGCAGUCACCCGCCACAAGGCACGACUCACAGCCGAGUUGACCAAAGCUAGAAUUCGGCGGAGACUGACCUCUCUAGAAGCGCUGCGCGCUCACGUCAAUGCCGGCAGUGCCGAUGCUCAAGGGCACGAGGCCGGGAAUGCUCCAGCUCCGCGACAUCCUCGUUGGAUCCGGAUCAAUACUCUUCGAACUACACUCGAGCAUGAGCUGGCCACCACGUUCGUCAACUAUGAGCGAGUGUCGCAGUUGAAGGAUGUCGCGACGGCCAAAGCUACCCAGAGCGUUAUAUAUGUUGACGAUCACGUCGCUAACCUGGUGGCGAUCGUUGGAGUCGAAGAGCCUACCAAGUUCAAGGCGUACAAGGAAGGCAAGCUCAUAUUUCAAGAAAAAGCAUCCUGCUUCCCGGCCGCGCUGCUCAAUCCGACGGUAGACGACGUCCAUAUAAUUGAUGCGUGCGCAGCCCCCGGAAACAAGACGACACAUCUUGCUGCAUUGCUGCAAGCUGCUCUGGCCUCUUCGGGUGAGAGCGACGCAUCGAGUUGUCAUGUCACAGCCUGCGAGAAGGACAAUUUGCGCUCCCAAAUACUCGUCAAGAUGGUCAAGCUGGCCGAGGCCGAUAGCACUGUCACUGUCAAGAAGAAGCAAGACUUCCUCCGACUCGACCCUUUCUCGAAGGAGUUUUCAAAUGUCACCGCUUUGCUGUUGGAUCCAAGUUGUUCAGGAAGUGGUAUCGUUGGUCGAGAUGAAGGCACAUUAAAUAUCUGUCUACCGUCACUUGACAAUGGCAAUACUCAAGAUGACAAUAAACGUGGCAAGAAGCGGAAACGCGGUGCCGCAAAAGAGAAGCCCGGUCCUCCAGCGGCCGACGUCAAAGUCAAAGAUGGGGAAGAAGACCAAGACGAUGACGCUUCCGACGCAUUAGUGGAAGAGACGGCUAUCGAAGAAACCGACGAAGCAAAGCUCAAGGCUAGACUGGAGUCUCUCUCCGCUUUCCAACUCCGACUUUUGACGCAUGCUAUGGCGUUUCCCACCGCCAGGAAAAUCACCUACUCGACUUGUUCCAUUCACAAUGAUGAGAACGAAAAUAUAGUCGUGAAAGCAUUGUCCUCUGAAGUUGCACGAGAGCAAGGAUGGAAGGUCAUGAAGCGAUCGAUUCAGGUGGACGGUAUGCGCAAAUGGCACAAGCGUGGCUCUAUCGAGGCAGUCAAAACCGUUGCUGCCGGUCUGGGUGAGGAGUCAAUUUCUUCGCUGGACUAUGAGGAAAUAGCGGAGGCGUGUAUCAGGUGUGACAAACGUGGUGAUGAUGGAACCAUGGGAUUCUUCGUCGCCGGAUUUAUCCGAGAUAGUUCAACCACAGCUGCAGCGCCGGAAACAAAGGCCCCUGCAACACGAACGAAACCUGCGAAGAAGAAAACGAAGACAACGAAGACGACAAUUGACACCCACAAGGAUGAGGAGUGGAACGGCUUUGGAGACGAGGAUUGA